Messenger RNA from Pecten maximus, 3382 nucleotides. RefSeq lists its product as uncharacterized. Gene Ontology annotation, biological process: regulation of apoptotic process. The transcript is spliced from 2 exons. Lineage: Eukaryota; Metazoa; Mollusca; Bivalvia; Pectinida; Pectinidae. Gene Ontology annotation, molecular function: death domain binding; protease binding. The record is from RefSeq and is a predicted model, not a curated record. Bases 102 to 2141 code for a protein of 679 amino acids.
CAAUAGCACACGCAGAUAUUGAGAGACAUGACGUCAUUACUCGAGAGCAGUGUCCGGCUAACACAGAUCGACUGUAAACUGCUGAAUCAGUCUUACUUGUCAUGGAUCCCAUUCACAAGGCUAAACUUAAGCGGAACUACGUGCAGAUCGUAAUUGAUGUAGAACCAAAAGAUCUCGUGGACGAUUUGUACCAGGAUGGAAUACUCACCGACAAUGAUUGUGAACGCGUGACGAAUUCUAACGAAACAAGAAAAGAAAGAUGUGAGAACUUGAUCUCCGUUUUGAUGAAGCGAGGUCCCCAUGCCUUUCAGUCAUUCCUUGGUGCCAUUCAGAGUUCGAACUAUAGCCAUAUUGUAGACCUCCUCGCAUCUAAUACAGCAGUUAGUGAUUCUGUUGUUGUGGGAAACGUAACACAACUUCCAUGCAGUCCAAAUAACGUUUGUGAAAAGUGCUCACCUUAUUUUCCUGUUCGGUUUUUGAACCCAAACGUCGGCAAUAUCUUAAAACGACAUUGUUGUCUGAUUUUGCAAAGUGUUGAACCUCGAGACUUAUUACCUUAUAGCUAUCAAGAGGAGAUAUUCAGUGAAGACGAGUGUGAAAGAAUAAAGACAGGAAAAACACGGAAAGACAGAUGUGCUUUAUAUCUGAAGGAAUUGUCUAAAUGUAGAAAUGACACUCUUAUUGGAUUGUUGAAGGCUUCUCUACAAAAGAAAUAUCAUUAUAUAGCUGAAACAAUUGAAAAUACAUCGUCAAAUGCAAAAUUAUUUACACAAACGGAUUCCAUACAUAUUAAAACAACACCGCCCAGAGAACAUGAGUUGUCCUCAGAAAUAUCGACUUUACAAGACAGAACAGCAUACAACGAUUAUUUGUUUGGUGAUAUAUUGAAACAGAGCCAAGUUCAUUUAACUCAUACCCGUAAAGCAGGAGAGCAUGUUGCUACAAAUUGUAAAAAGGGGAAAGAUAGUAAAAAUGAGAAAAGAACUCGAAUGCACAAAGGUGAAUCCUCAACUGACGACUGUUUCCUAGCAAAGAGGACAAGGCGAGACAUUUCUUCAAAUGAAGGUCAGCUUGUGUCUGCCUCGGGUAUAACUAGUACCUCUCCAUUUCGGAUAUCACCUGGCGCGUCACAGCCCGAUAGUAUGCCAAACAAACGAUUAGAUUUUGCUUUUAACACGCUAGUAACUUUGAUGAACAGAGGAUUAUUUGAUCAGUUUAACAGCUUGAAUGGACGUCUUCGUCGUCGAUAUAAAUUAGAUUUCGAUAUGAGAUGUGUUCUUGGGUAUUUACAAGCAAACUUGGAGCUACAUAAAUCAAAUUUUGAUGGUGCAAAACAGCAAAUUGAGUCCGCCUUAACAAUCUGUGGUAAAACAACAAACACUCGUUAUUUUACCCUCGAGCUCCUUGGAACAAAAGCGCGCAUGCUUCUGUAUCAAAAGAAGUUUGAAAAACUACAAGAUGUUGUGGAUGCUGCUAAAAUGAUUAUAGAAACAGACGUUGUAGCGUCCAGUGGACGCGCAGCCGGCUGGCUUCACGUGCAAGAAGGACGUUUGAUGGCAGCUCAAAUUGAUUUACUUAAUCCAACACGAGUCAAUUUUGCCGGGGCGCACCAUUUUCUGCAUAAAAGAGCGAAGGCUAGUUUCGAGAAGGCACUUGCCAACUUUCAGAAAGAUAAAAGUGAGUAUGGCCCAGUCGGUUUUGUAUAUACGAUGUGUCGCUUAAUCAUUUUACUCUUACAAUGUGGUGAAAACGGACUUACCAUGGAUAUUUUACAACCAGAUCAAACGGUUAUAGAAAGUGCUGGUAAGUACCUGCUGCAAGUUUGUGGAUCUGGUGUAACAUCUAGGAAGGUUUUAAACAUGCACUAUCACAUUGCAAUGUCGGACUUUCAUUUUCGGUCAGAAAAUAUGAAAAAGGCGUUCGAAUGUGCUGAAACUGCGUACAGUUUGGCAGAACAGUUGGACAUGAAUGAAUUCAUGGUCCACGCUCACAACAGACUUGUGUUUCUCAGAACAAAAGUGAUUCCCUCUUAUGAAGACAUCGCCGAGACAGAGGUGUCGGAGAUUCUCUUUGGGACUGGUUCAUGUCCAGGCAUAUCAACAACUGUCGAUGAUGAAACCUCCGAUUUUGACCUUACUUAGGCAUAAACGUUUAUCAUUUGAAACAUGCGAACGAGAAAUAAUCAUGUUACAAAUAUUUCAACUUACUAUCUAGUCAAAACGAAAGUAGAGAUAAACAUUAUAAAUCAUUACGGAGGCAUCACUUACAGUUUUUUGUUUUUGUUUUUUGUUUUGUUUUUGUUUGUUUUUUUCAAAGAUGUUAUUUUGAGUAUUAUACAACAAAACAAGUAUUUAAAGAUUUUUUAAUGAUAAGGCGAUUACUAUUUUUUUCACGAAUCUGUGUGAACACAUAUAUAUUACAUUUGACAUCCCGUUUUAGAUAGCGAUUAAAUAAUACAAAUGUACGUGAUGUAAGCGCGUAUUUGUAAGAUAUCAAUUUUAGAACAAAACAAAUGAGAAAUUAACUAAUUUUCCUGGUGCAAUGAACACCAUUUUUGAAUACAUCAGAUCCAAAGAACAAAACGAAUUCUAGAAAGUGUAUUCGAAUUACUGGUAGUUGUUACAAUAUAUGUAACAUUAGCGCCUACCGCUACAGGAAAGACCACUUACUGGAUGAGUUGUAGAUUUUCACGAUUAGUCAUAUCCUAUAGUGACGUCACUCUCUCGUCUGUGUGUUCGUGAAGCUAAUAUGAUUACGGUAAUAUUGUGUCUUUGUGUGUCAUAUGAUACCCACCAGGACACUAUUAGCUGUGAUACACGUAUAGAAUGUAUAUUGUAUGUUGAGAAUCUCUAGUUUCAAGAAGGUGUGUGCACGGCUACGUUUGCUCAUGUAUGUGUAUAUAUGCAGUUUGUAAGCGUAUGCUUUCAAACUUAUAACAAAAUCUGGUGCUUUUAAAUUGACAACAUUAUCUGGUAAAUUUUAGACAUGCUUUCAAAUGCAUUCCCUUAAACGGUAUCUGUUUCUGUGAUAAAACUGUCAUUUUGUGAUAUACAGUUUAUAUUAAACAACCAAACACAUUGGUUGGUAUUGUGUGCACUUACCUGUCAUAAUAUUGUUGAUUUAUUUAUUAUGUAUUUAUUUAUUUCAUAUUAUGCUUUGCCAGUUUUGUGUAAUAUCUUUGACAAAAAAUGCAUCAUGUCACUGUUAGCUUUGUGAGCUAUGAUCAUAAAUUAUAAUAAUCAUCAUAGUUGUUUUUUAGAAAGACAUUUUUCACCAGUGACAGCUGCAAAGCAGCAGACUUCACAAUAGAUCGUUAUUGAUGCAGUGUUAUGAUAUUGUUAUUUGUGAUGUUUUGAAUUUAAUACAUAUAUUUUCUUCGCAA